Insectozyma verbasci is the source of this 1662-nucleotide messenger RNA. Lineage: Eukaryota; Fungi; Ascomycota; Pichiomycetes; Serinales; Debaryomycetaceae. The record is from the annotation of a GenBank genome assembly.
AUGAAUUCAGGUACUAUAUCAACAGCAGAAACUUUAAACAUUGAUAAUUUUCAAGAUGCCAUACUGAAAAACAAUUUCGAUCCACAUGAUGAACGUUUGCAAUUAGCUAGAUCACAAUCUAGAAGAUUAUCAAAUACAGAAUCAUUAUUUAAGCAGGCUUCACGUCAAGGAAUACCAAGUAUGGGUCAUAAUAAAGAAAUGCCACCACCCAUUCUUCAUCGCUCAAAUUAUGAAGUUUCAUAUGAUUUAAAUGAUCCACUACAUCCAUAUAAUUGGUCUUUUCCAAUUAAGGCAUAUAUACUUUUUGUUUGUCUAAUUACUUCGUUCGGUGUUGCUAUGGGAAGUGCCUUAUUUGCAUCAUCACAACCAUCAUUAAUGAUUGAGUUCAAUAUAUCAUGGACAGUGUCUGCUUUAGUUACUUCAUUAUUUGUACUUGGUUUUGCUUCUGGUCCUAUAGUGUGGGGCCCAUUAUCAGAAUUUUAUGGAAGGAAAAUACCAUUUGUUGUUUCUAAUUUAGGUUUUGUUUGUUUUUCAUUUGGUGUUGCGACUGCUAAAGAUAUACAAACGAUUAUGCUAUGUCGUUUCUUUGCUGGUUUUAUUGGUGCUUCUAACAUUGUUUUGGUACCUUCUAUUAUGACAGAUAUAUUUCGAAAUGAAAAUAAGAAUAAAGCCUUGGGAGUAUUUGCAAUGGCAAUAUUUGGUGCUCCAAUGAUUUCCCCAAUAUUGGGCGGUUUUACAGUUAAGAACGAUGAUUUAGGAUGGAGAUGGACAGGUUAUUUUAUUGCUAUAGUUGGAUCGUUUGGUUUGGUUUUAGCUUUGUUCGUCCCUGAAACAUUAGCUGAUGUUAUAUUAAUCCAGAAAGCAGAAAAAUUAAGAAGAGCAACUGGUAAUUGGGCAAUUCAUGCACCUCAAGAAUCUAUAAAGUUGUCAAUUAAAGAGAUUGUAAAGACACAAAUUACAAAGCCAUUAAGAAUGUUGACUGAUCCAAUUUUAUUUUUCAUUUCCUUAUACAAUUCAUUUGUGUAUUGUUUAUUAUACAUGUUCCUUACCGUCAUUCCAUUGAUUUUUGGCGAAACUUAUGGUUGGAGUAGAGGUGUUUCAGAAUUACCUUAUAUUAGUAUGUUCAUAGGUACAUUCAUUGGAGGUAUUAUAGUUUCAUUACUUGAAAAACGAAAUCAAAGAAUUACAGAAAGAAAUGGUGGUACAUUAGUUCCAGAGAAUCAUUUAAUUUCAAUGAUGAUUGGUUCAUUCUUCUUUGCAGGUGGUAUGUUUUGGCUUGGAUGGUCUGGUGGGUUUGGAGAUGAUGUAUUAUGGCUUGUACCAACCUUAGCUUUAUGCCCAGUCGGAAUCGGUUUAAUUGCCAUCUUCUUACCUUGUUUGACUUAUAUUACUGAUUGUUAUUUAUUCGUCCUGGCUUCAGCACUUUCAGCAAAUACUUUAUUAAGAAGUUCGAUGGCUGCGGCAGCGCCCUUGUUUUCAAGACAAAUGUUUGAAAAUUUAGAGAUCAAAUGGGCCUGUACUUUACUAGGAGCUAUAGCUUGUGCAUUAAUUCCAGUUCCUUUCUUGUUUUAUAUUUAUGGUGAUUAUUUAAGAAGUAAAUCAAAAUAUUGUAUUAGUUUUGAAGCACCAAUGCAUGAGAAAGAAAAUCAACAUGAAGUUUGA